GUUGACGUUUUAUUCACGAGGAACUCGUCAGAGGUCAUCGUGAAGUGAUCUAGUCCUAACGUAUCGAAGGAGGACAGGAUCGAUAAGUAACGACGGGGUGAUAUCCGCAUACCUGACAUUUUUCGCGUUUAGCUACUUUUGUCAGAUCCGUGUGAGGUAGAUUCGAACGACGGCUGAACAGGGGAUUCAUGUCUUCGUAGUAAGAGAUGAUGCUGCGUGUGUUGUUCCUGUUGAUCCCUGCACUGCAAACCAACGCGUUCCUUUUCGGCUUCGUACCUACCACCCCCAACGUCAUCGAGGACCAUCGUUCGAGAGAGUUCAAUGUUUACUGGAACGUGCCGACCUUCAUGUGCCAUAAGUACGGUCUACACUUCGAGGAGGUGUCGGAUAGAUACGGUAUCCUGCAGAACAAGAUGGACAAGUUCCGCGGCGACGAGAUCGCGAUCCUCUACGAUCCAGGGAUGUUCCCGGCUUUGCUGAAGAGCGCGAACGGGGAUGUAGUGAUGAGAAACGGCGGUGUGCCGCAGGAAGGCAAUCUUACCAAGCAUCUCGAGGUAUUCCGGGAGCACUUGAUCAAUCAGAUACCGGACAAAUCGUUCCACGGCGUCGGGGUGAUCGAUUUCGAAAGUUGGAGGCCAAUCUUCCGGCAGAAUUGGGCUUCCCUUCAACCGUACAAGAAACUAUCCGUAGACCUUGUACGUCGGGAGCACCCGUUCUGGGAUAGCAAGAGCGUGGAACAGGAGGCGAAACGACGAUUCGAGAAGUACGGGAAACUUUUUAUGGAGGAGACGUUGAAAGCGGCCAAACAGAUGAGGCCCGAAGCUAUCUGGGGAUACUACGCUUACCCUUACUGUUACAAUCUCACGCCGAAUCAACCUAGCUCCCAGUGCGACAGCACUACGAUCCAGGAGAACGAUAAAUUAUCCUGGCUGUUCGAGCUCGAGGAUGUGCUCCUGCCGUCUGUGUACUUGAGGCGGAGCCUAACGAGCGGUCAAAGAGUAGGCCUGGUCGGUGGUAGGGUGAAGGAAGCUUUGAGAAUAGCGAAGCAAAUGACGAGCAGGAAAAAGGUUCUCCCUUAUUACUGGUACAAGUACCAAGAUCAGAGGGAUAGCUAUUUGACUAAGGUCGAUCUCGAGGCCACUCUUAGGAAGAUCUCCGAUCUUGGCGCGGACGGUCUGAUCAUCUGGGGGAGCUCUAACGAUAUCAACACCAAGCAGAAAUGCCUGCAGUUCAGGGAAUACCUGAACAACGAUCUUGGCCCAAUCGUCGAUCGGAUUAGGCGAACUGCUCUGGGCUUGAGCCAGCGUAGCGGCAAUUCUCUGGACAAUCGGGUCGGCGUGAGCGUCGAUCAGAAGGAGGAGCUGAAGGAGACUCUCUGGUGGAGUGGUGGAGGUGGAGAGCAAGAGGAGGAGGAGGAGGAGAACGGAACACGAGAGAUCGGCAGCACAGUUUCGUGUUCAGCUCAGCUCGGGAUCAUGGGAUCGACGUGUCAUCUGACGGUGGCGAUCGAGCUGCUCCUACUGGUCACCACUCUACACGCCCAUCGGGAGCACAAGGUCCACAACAUCGUGCUCUACCCCGACAAGCACAGCUGGUGCAAAACGACGCCGAUCAAGCAGGUCCUCACAUGGCCGCAAUGUUCCUCCCAAGAAUUGGACAACAACGUGUGCGUCGGAGCUUGUUUCUCGUACAUGGUGCCUCACAGCGAACCUUCUGCUCCCGGUGACUUGAUCAGACCGUAUUGCGACUCUUGCCAGCCGUUGGACAGUGUCUGGCACACGGUGACACUGGACUGCAAAGACGAGGAGAACAAUCCUAUCACCAUGCAGAAGAAAGUGCAAAUCAUAACGAACUGCUCCUGCAGCUCCUGUAUGGAGACUUCGAGGAUCAAACCAGACUACAACACCUUGCUUCAAUCCUUGACCAAGGAGAAUCUCGACAAAAACGUGAACGUAGUCCACGAAACGCCAGAUUUGCUCUUAGAUCCGAAUUUAAACUCCUCUAAGAACACAACGAGGGACGGUGUCCAGGCUAACGAGAGAUUCCUGCAGAUGAUCAAGCAGAUGAAGGACUCCGAGAAGCUGAAGCAAUUCGGCACGCAAGAAAUUGGACCGAACGGUUUCGACAUGGACGACUUGGACAAGCUGAGAGAGUUGUUGAAGACGUACGGUCAGGAAGAGGAGAAACAGCAUUCUCAUCAGCAUCAACACCAGCAUCAGCAUCAAUCGUCCGGGAAACAGCAGCAGCAGCAGCAGCAGCAACAGCCACAGCAUCAUUCCACGACGGUUCUCCAUCGAGGACCGCACCAUUCGAGGGUCCUGGACUCGGACGUGAAGGAGAAGAUCGACGUGGAGCCGCAUUAUCUUCAUCCGGCUGUCGCCGGUCAGGAGAUCAGCUACCACGACAACGUUCUCGUGGACAAAGACAAGAAGAAGGAUUUCUGAUGCGACGAGGACUCGUGUCUGAUCGAUGGAAACGGGUUAGGUUAGUCGGCUGCGAACGUCAGACUUGCCGGAACGACCGGUAGUGAUAUGAGUUUCGCAUAGGUGAAUGAGAUCGUUUCUUUUUUAUUUUUAUUAUCAGGAUCAUUCGUUGCCUAGUCCAGUAAACCCCGGUAAAUCACUUGGUUCGGCGAACGAUUCAUUUUGUAAAUAGAAGAGAUGUUUCUUUUUUCUUUCUCGUUUUACUCUUUUUUCUUUCUCUUUUUCUUUUUUGUUUCUUGUCUUUUCGGUUCUCUUUUUGUUUAGUCAGGAAAAAGCCGACACUUCGCGUAGUAGGUAUUCGUUAAACUGUUGCGCCGCGUUAACUCUCGAGGAAACUUGGAUUGGGCGUUAAGGAUCUCUUGUCGAAGGAUCCUGAGA
Messenger RNA from Habropoda laboriosa, 2861 nucleotides. RefSeq lists its product as uncharacterized. The record is from RefSeq and is a predicted model, not a curated record. Gene Ontology annotation, molecular function: hyalurononglucosaminidase activity. Lineage: Eukaryota; Metazoa; Arthropoda; Insecta; Hymenoptera; Apidae. Gene Ontology annotation, biological process: defense response; hyaluronan catabolic process; carbohydrate metabolic process. The coding region runs from base 207 to 2444 and encodes 745 amino acids. The transcript has 9 exons.